AUGAAGUCACCGAUCCCGGACUACCUGAAUAUUUUGUUGGAGAAGGUCCGACCAAACGAAGAUGGCGCCCCGGCUCAAUACAUCAAGACGCUGGCAAAUGCAGACACAUCCAAGCUCGCCGUGGCGCUCGUCAUGGUAGAUGGCAACGUCUACUCAGCCGGGGACGACCAAGUGGAGUUUUCGAUCCAGUCCAUCUCAAAGGCCUUUGUCUACGCCAUCGCAAUCGAGGAUGCUGGGCUGGAACAUGUGCUGGAGCGGAUCGGCGUCGAGCCGUCCGGCGAUGCCUUUAACAAAUUAUCACUACAUAAGGGUAACAACCGACCGAUGAACCCCAUGAUCAAUGCCGGAGCUAUUGCGGCGCAUUCACUCGUGGUCCACCCCAAUGCCACGGCGGAGGAGAGAGUCGACCGCAUCCUCAAAACUCUGUCCAGGCUAGCGGGCCGACAGCUUUAUGUGGAUGAGGAGGUGUACGAGGCCGAGCUUGAGGAUGCCGACCGCAAUAUGGGGAUCGGGUACAUGCUGAAGGCGGCGGGGAUCAUCUCGUGCAAACCCGCCGAGGUCGUCAAGGGCUAUAUCCGCCAAUGCUCCGUCAACGUCAACGUCCGCGAUUUGGCCAUGAUGGCAGCAACCCUCUGCAACGCCGGGGUGAACCCCGUCACGGGCGAAACCAUCAUGCCCGCAGACAGUGUCCGCCAGGUGCUUUCCGUCAUGACGACAUGCGGCAUGUACGACGCCGCGGGCGACUGGGUGUCCCGCGUCGGGAUCCCAGCCAAGAGCGGCGUUGCCGGCGGCAUCAUCGGCGCCCUGCCGGGACAGGUCGGGAUCGCCGCCUUCUCGCCGAAGCUGAACGACCGUGGCAACAGCGUGCGCGCCGUGGCGCUCUUUGAGCAAUUAUCCCGCGACAUGGGCUUCCACAUGAUGGACGUCAGCCAAGUCGCGCGCGCCAGCGUGAGCACGUCGGUGGCCAAGAUCGUCGCGGGCCAGGAAGAACCCCACCACCCCAACUGCGACCGACGCGUGGUCAUCUUUGCCCUCCGCGGCGCCGUCCGCUUCGCCGGCUCCGAGCGCCUCACGCGCGCCAUCGUGCGCGAACUCGGCGACCCGGACCCCAAGGACCCCGGGUCCGGCGCGCACCAGGACGCGUGCGCCAUUGUGAUUUCUCUGAGAGACGCCUUCUCGCUCAACCGCGUCGCCCGCCGCGUCAUCCACGAGAGUAUCAAGCGGUUAGUCCUCGAGGGGAAGAACGUCGUGGUGCUCGAUCCCAGCGACGUCUUGCAGAUGGAUCUGGACAGUCUUCCACCCGGUCCGGGUCAACGUCCCCACAUCGUCAGCAAUGAAAAGGAGGCGAGAGAGUUCAUUGGCGGGAGAGGCUGUUCGGCCGUUGCGCAAUCAGAUAAUUGGUAG
Molecule: messenger RNA, 1404 nt
Organism: Fonsecaea nubica
Lineage: Eukaryota; Fungi; Ascomycota; Eurotiomycetes; Chaetothyriales; Herpotrichiellaceae
Product: glutaminase A
Exons: 1
Coding region: 1-1404 (467 amino acids)
Biological process (GO): L-glutamine catabolic process
Molecular function (GO): glutaminase activity
Source: RefSeq, a predicted model, not a curated record